AUGCUUCCUCCAGCCCUCAACAUUCCAAAAUGGCUCGAAAAAAACUCCCAUCUCCUCCAACCCCCUGUUAACAACUACUGCGUCUACCAUCCAUCUACCCCCGCGACAGCCGGCUACACAGUCAUGAUUGUCGGCGGUCCCAACGCACGAACAGACUACCACAUCAACACAACACCUGAAUUUUUCUACCAAUACCGAGGAUCGAUGCUGCUCAAGACAGUAGACACCUCCACGACGCCGCCCACCUUCCACGACAUCCCUGUCCACGAGGGGUCUAUCUUCUUGCUCCCUGCGAACACGCCUCAUUGUCCCGUGCGAUUCAAAGAUACGGUCGGUGUCGUGAUGGAGCAACCACGACCAGAGAAUGCAGUAGAUAUCAUGCGGUGGUACUGCAGGAACUGCCAGGAGAUUGUGUGGGAGAAACGAUUUGUGUGUACAGAUCUGGGCACACAGGUCAAGCAGGUCGUGGAGGAAUUCGCGGCAGAUGAGGAGAAGAGGAGAUGCCAGAACUGUGGACAAGUGGCUGCGGUAAGGUUUGCGGAAGGGGAGCUGGUUCAACCGCCUGCGCAGCCUGAGUGA
This is a messenger RNA of Penicillium oxalicum, 579 nucleotides long. RefSeq names its product 3-hydroxyanthranilate 3,4-dioxygenase. Gene Ontology annotation, cellular component: cytoplasm. The record is from RefSeq and is a predicted model, not a curated record. Gene Ontology annotation, molecular function: 3-hydroxyanthranilate 3,4-dioxygenase activity; iron ion binding. Gene Ontology annotation, biological process: 'de novo' NAD+ biosynthetic process from L-tryptophan; quinolinate metabolic process. The transcript is spliced from 2 exons. The coding region runs from base 1 to 579 and encodes 192 amino acids. NCBI's taxonomy places the organism in Eukaryota, Fungi, Ascomycota, Eurotiomycetes, Eurotiales, Aspergillaceae.